Synchiropus splendidus (mandarinfish) is the source of this 3555-nucleotide messenger RNA. RefSeq lists its product as uncharacterized. The transcript has 8 exons. Bases 908 to 1534 code for a protein of 208 amino acids. The record is from RefSeq and is a predicted model, not a curated record. Lineage: Eukaryota; Metazoa; Chordata; Actinopteri; Syngnathiformes; Callionymidae.
ACGACGCCCUCAAACCUUAACGCACGCACAGGUUGGGCUCGCGUGAGCUCAGACCGACUAUCGAGGUCCUCAAAAGUUGCUGUUAAGAGUCUAAAACGUUGACGAAUAGCGUUAGAUCUUAUCUUAAACGAGGGCAGCCGCGUCGAGAUUGCUUUACUUCUGAGUGACAUUCCAACACCUUCCGCUUCUUACAAAGUCGCCGGCUCCGCCAACACCGGUGAGUGGAGUGAAACGCGACGCGGUGUCAGAGUGUCAAAACAGAGCGGGGUGGUUAUAAGCUUGUGGAGGGAUCUCGCAGCUAUGCAUCCGGACAGGAGGUAAACUCUCAGAAACACAACAUGACACACGUUCCUGAAGAGCUAAGAGCUAAUCUUGGUCACUUCCUGAGGGGGUUGCCACUCUGAAACUUUCCCAAAUUACGAAAGAGUCGUAUCAGUCUAUGCAAAUAUCUGUUCCAUUAUCUUUGAAGUGACGGAUGCAAAUCCCUUAUUACCGUAGAAGAUGUGCUCGGGUGAAGUUUUACUCACUUUGUAUUGUGCAGAUCUUACACCUUUUUUUCAAUUUUAAUUCAUUUCUUUAUUGUGAAUCUUUUCAAGUGAUUUGUCUUCAUACCCAAAAGCGGAUAUUCAAUUGUUGUGUUGUAGUAGAUUAUCAGUCAAAUACUUCUUCAAUGGUGUGACAGAGUACACAUGAUGAGUGUUGUAGUUGAGUCCAUUAUUAUAAAAAAAAAAGAAGAGAAAAAGGACGGGAGGAACCAGGAAAUGACUCACAAGACUCACUUGUGGCAGGACAAGGAGCACAAGCAGCACUGUGUGAAAGAACUUCAGUUUGUGCUCAUACCACCGGUAUAAAAACUGGAGCUUGCUAAAAUAACUUGACAGUAGUGGAGGGGUUUUGAUGAAUAACUAUGAUGUUUUUCUUUUGUGUUGCAGGUAGCAUGGGCCUGCUGGCCUCUUUCAUUUUUGCCCUGAGUUUGUUUCAUGUUGGAAACACCACAGAGGUUAGACAUGUUUUCUGUGAGGAUAUCAAAGUGGAUGGAGGUUACAAAUAUGAGUACACACCCUUUGAGGGCAAAAUAAGGGCCAAUUGGAAUACAAACACGCCCAUUGCUGAACUGAAUAACGGAGAGCUCGAUAAGACUAAGGAUGUGGUGGACAUGACUGACUCUUACAUCAUCACCAAGGAGUGCAAAGAUCUGCUGAUGGAGUUCAAGAAAGUCAAUGCCCUUAUGUUCCCAAUUGAAUACAAAGUCAAUUCCACCAAGGGCACUUCUCACACGGACACAUCUGGGUUUUCAUGGCAAUUACCCGUGGCAGUUGGAGGUGGAAUUGCACUUGUCAUUUUGUCACUUGUCAUUGGAGUUGUUUCAUAUUACUGUUGGUGGAAGAGAGGCGCGAGUGGAAGGGACUUUGCUGGAUAUGUUGACUUCUUGAAAACCAGGUGUCAGGAGCUGUGCGCUCGCCGACAACGUGAAAGGAGGAGCCGAUGUAAUGAUGGCGGGCCAAGUGAACGUGACCCUGCCUUGACCCCUUGACCUUUGCCGAGCCAGUCACUGACGCGGAGUUAGGAUCUGGCCAGAAGAAGAACCAGCCAACAGAAUCUUAUAAUAUAUAUAUUUAUAUAGAUAUAAAACUCAGGGUUUCCCGCGGCACUUGGUCGAUAAGAUCUCCGACUUGCCCACGUCACUACACCACACCCAUGUAGAUUUUAUUGGACAUAUUAUAAUAUUCUGCCCCUAAUUCGUCGUAACGUGAUAGUCGUAGCUGCUCACCCCGCUAGCGCUGACUGCUAACUUGACACACGUCCACAAUUGAACCUCAAACUGAAAGUGACAGAGCAUGGUCUGUGGCAUUAUGAACAUGGUGCCACGUAGGUGCUUCACUAUUCCACAGGUUUGUUGGCCUCCGUCUUGACCAAGCGGGAAACCCUGAAUCUUAUAUGAUUUUAUACUGUGCUGUGAUUAGCACUAGAACUUCAAUGUCUGCUGACUUUCAAAGCUAUGUACUCAUACUUUUCAUGUGCGUUUUUGUGGGGAGAGGGGGUGAUUUUUCUGUCUUAUACAGUGCUACCUCGGUUUUCGAACGUCCUGGCCUUCAAACAAAUCGAAGUUCAAACACAAAUUUCGAGAUUUUUUUGCUUCAGAUUUUGAACAAAAAUCCAGAACUCAAACGUCCCCAAAAAAGCCGGAAAAAAUGUGCGCGGACCGAUCAGCUGACCCACGACGUGCUUUGUUGUGUAUAACGCAGCCUCUGUAUGCAGACGUGUCCCGUUAGCUACAUUUACUGACUGUUUUUUCUUCACAUUGAGGUGUAAAACCUUUCCUGUCUCCGCACUGGACUGUGGUAGAGUGUCACAGGUGCUCGCUCUCCACACUCCAGGCUUUGAUGUCCUGUUGUGGGCUGGAGCUGGGACAGGGAUGAGGUGAGUCUGGGACAGAGCAUGACUUGGUUUAUGACUUUGUCACAGCCAAACUGCACAGAAGCGCACAUUCAGAGCUGGACACGCACCGGGCACCUCUUCCCUUCUGGAGAGACGUCACUCACUCGGCAACCCCUCCCACAUGCAGCGGCCACACACAUAGAGGAACAGCGCACCUGCAGCAGACACUCUACAUUCACUCCUACAAAAGACUAUUUUAAGGCUUGGAACACAUAAUUUCUUUUUCCAUUCAUUGUAAUGGGAAAAAUCUAUUCAGAUUUCGAACAAUUCGCUUCUUGAAUGGCCAUCUGGAACGGACUGUGGUCGAGAACCGAGGUACCGCUGUAAUUUCAACUGAAAGCAGAGACCACUGUGCAAGUGGGCGGUCGAAAGAGACCAAAGACGGCAGGGUGGUUGGUCGGAGUAUUUCCCUGCAAUGGUAGAUGAAGUGGGACAGAUACGAGAGCGGAGAAACGGCGACCUAACCAGAAAAACGGUUGUGUUAAUGGUCAAACAAUGAUCAGCGUUCGUGCAGAAUGUUCCGUCAGGCAUUUGUCAAGCACCCAGUGAAGUUUGCAAGUUUGCAUUGCGUCACUAACCAGAAUGCUACUCGGGAUCGGAGCUGGAAUGAGGACAUCUAAUCCACCAUGUCGAGACCGGUGAGAAAGGAAUGAGCAACACUCCAAACAAGACAGAGUCCCAAGUGUGAAAAGCAUCUUUGAAUAGACUGAACUGGAGGUCCAGAUUGAUAUAUCGCCCUGCCUUGAGUCUUAAUCUUAAUCCCCAACUAAUCCCAAAUAAGUCUCAAUAUUCUGUUUUUAAAUAACAAUAUAUUCUGUUUUUAAAUAACAAUAUUCUGUUUUUAAAAAAGGUGGAUGUGACAAAGUGUUUUAAAUGUCUUUUUUUACUGUUUUGACAAACAUGUUCAAGUAGGUGGGAAUGAUUUCUUUUUUCGAAGCAGACAUGUAUUGUUCACUUAUUCUCUGUUCCUUGGUUUGUCAUGUUUCUUCUUGAACAUUAAUCAAAUAUAUUCAUCUGUUUAUUGAGGAUAAAAGUGUGGACUCAGACCAAAAACAUUCUCAAUGGUUCUAACCUUCCUGCUCUUAUGUGUUGUUUGAGUGCAACAAUAAAGUGAGA